UAAAAUUCAACAUGGCGGCCGAAGGUCCUCAGCAACCAGUGAAGAAAACUUUAUCAAAAAAUCUCAUGGAAAUGAAGUUCAUGAAAAGAAAAGCAGAAACAGACUAUCGUCGCCAGCUCGAAGAAGAACGACAACGUGCUAUCCAAGAAUCACACUGGGUGCUAGACGGACAAGAACAGGAAGAUAGAAGUUGUGUUGAAUUUGAACCAAGUUAUGUCAUAUGUGAGCAACUUUACCGAAAUGGAAGGAUGUCUUUCAAAAACUUUAACCCAGCAGUUGAAAAAAUGUUUAAAGAAAUGUUAGCUGAAGAAGAUCUAGCACAGUCAGAAGCAAGAGAAAGGGAAGAAACUGUCUCUGACGAGGAGAUGGCUAAAAGAUAUGAAAGCCUUGUGGGAACAGUUGCUAAGAAAUUCACAACAAAAAGAAAAAGAUCAUCAGUUGGCUUUACUUUUGAACCUGACAGCCCGUCUUCAAACCAACUGUCAAAGAGAACGAAACAUGGUUUUAUGAAACCUAGAGACUGAUAACAAAUUUCUGUUCACUAUUUAGCCUGAUUGUUGGACAGUUUCAGUUCCCUUUCUUUAAUCUCAGUUACU
Stylophora pistillata is the source of this 596-nucleotide messenger RNA. Its product is annotated as M-phase phosphoprotein 6. Lineage: Eukaryota; Metazoa; Cnidaria; Anthozoa; Scleractinia; Pocilloporidae. The record is from RefSeq and is a predicted model, not a curated record. Gene Ontology annotation, biological process: maturation of 5.8S rRNA.